Messenger RNA from Drosophila nasuta, 1975 nucleotides. Its product is annotated as protein 5NUC-like. The coding region runs from base 66 to 1805 and encodes 579 amino acids. The record is from RefSeq and is a predicted model, not a curated record. NCBI's taxonomy places the organism in Eukaryota, Metazoa, Arthropoda, Insecta, Diptera, Drosophilidae. Gene Ontology annotation, biological process: AMP catabolic process. Gene Ontology annotation, molecular function: nucleotide binding; metal ion binding; 5'-nucleotidase activity. Gene Ontology annotation, cellular component: plasma membrane. The transcript has 7 exons.
AUAAUAUUAAGUGAUGCUUUCUGCUGCUCUGAAUUCAGUUUGUGCACAGCUCGACUAAUAAGUGCAUGUCCGGCUUGGAAUAUCGAAUAAUGUUGCAGCAAUGGAUUUAUGUGUUUCUGCUGAUGUUUGGUCAUUCAUUGAGUGCCAAUAUCAGAGUGUCCAGGGAUGCUGCUCUCAAUGAGUUCAUCAUACUGCACAACAAUGAUAUGCAUGCCAGGUUUGAGCAGACGAGCAGGAAUGGAGGAGUCUGUUCACGGUACGACACGAGUAAAGACAAAUGUUUUGGAGGUAUAGCGCGUGUUGCCCACGAAGUGCGGAGACAUCGCGAGGAGGCAAAGAAUGGAGGAACUCCUGUGCUCUACUUAAAUGCGGGGGAUACUUACAGCGGCACCGCUUGGUUUACUCUCUUUAGGGAGAAUAUCACCAGCGCCUUUCUCAACAAGCUGCAGCCAGAUGCCAUGUCCCUUGGCAACCAUGAAUUCGAUGAGACUAUUCAAAGUGUUGUUCCAUUUCUCAAUGCUUUGUCAUUCCCUGUGCUGGUCUCUAACAUGGAUAUGACCAACGAACCCGAAUUACUGGCCACCAACAAAUUGAGCAAUUCAACUGUGCUCAAUGUGAAUGGCGUUAAAGUAGGCAUCAUCGGUUACCUAACAAAUCAGACAAAAGACGAUGCACACAUCAAUGUGGAGUUCAAGGAUGAAGUCGAGAGCAUCAAUACCGAGGCGACAAAGCUGAAGGAUAAGGGAAUCAAUAUUAUUAUUGCUCUGGGACACUCGGGCUACCAGAAGGAUCUGGAGAUUGCCAGAGAUUGUCCAGAGGUUGAUAUUGUCAUUGGUGGACAUUCGCACACAUUCCUCGACUCGAGUCAACCCGUUGCAGAUAUAGCAGACACCAAUCCCGAGGCUGUUCGUGGUCCUUAUCCCACCACGGUGACACAGUCAAGUGGCAAGAAGGUGCCUGUGGUGCAGGCUUAUGCUUACACUAAGUACUUGGGAAAACUGAAAGUGCAGUUCGAUGGCGAUGGAAAUCUGGUCUCUUUUGAUGGCUCUCCAAUAUUGCUGAAUGCUUCGAUUGCUCAGGAACAGGAUGUGUUGGAUUUACUUGAUGCUUACCGCCCCGCUAUAGCAGCAAUUGGAGAGAGAAUAAUUGGCUUUACAAAGGUCGACCUAGAGGGUGGCAAAGUGUGCCGCCAGCGAGAGUGCAAUUUGGGUAACUUAAUCACCGAUUCGAUGGUAUACGCUCGAGUAUUGGAGAAUAAGGGCGGUGAUUAUUGGACAGAUGCUGCGGUGGCCCUGAUGGGUGGAGGAGGCAUACGUGGUCCGAUCGAUAAGAAUGCUGAGGGAUCGAUUACUCUGCGGGACAUUAUGGAUGUGCUUCCCUUUACGAAUCGUUUGGUCUUGACUCGCAUCUCGGGUCAAACAUUGCGCAACGCCUUGGAGCGUGCUGCGACUCUGUGGAGCACAGAUGCAAGUGGGGGCUUUCUGCAGUUGUCUGGAAUUCAUGUGGAGUACGACUUCGAACGUGGAUCGGGACAACGUGUCGUCUCCGCUUCUGUGUUGUGCGCUCAGUGUCGAAUUCCAUCGUACAGCGCUCUUAAUGAAACGGAUUUCUAUAAUAUAAUUACAACCGAUUUCGUUCUAAGUGGUGGUGAUGGAUUUGAGCUGCUUGAGAAGGAGAAUCCACACACAGAGGUCUUGCACAAGGGCGAUAUCGAGGCUCUGCAACAAUAUUUGCAGCGUGCACCGAUUGUUUUUCCCCAUCUCGAGGAGCGCAUUGUGUUCAAGAUAGCCACAAAUACUGAAUAGAUGAUGACUUUUGGAUUUCAAACAAAGAUUUAGGUUUGUUUUGUGAAUUAAAUACGUUAGAUUAGCUUAUAGUAUAUAAAAAUGAUUCUAUGCAACGUCUCACGUACUUUUUAGUUAAUAUAUAAAGGCAAGUCUGCGUUUAAUAAAGCAAUCAUUUGUCGCAACAGAAA